GGCAACGUCACACAUACACAGUUGAACAAUGGCGGAAGAAGUAGUCAUUGAUAGAGGGUCAUCGUUUAUGGAUCCUUUUAAAGGUCUUUUGUUAACAUAUCUAAUGCCAGAAAAAUGUUAUGACGAGUUCUUUUUGAAUUUCAACUUUUUGGACGUACCAUGUCUGAAGAUUGUACUGAGCAAAGGCUUGGGGAUCGGCAUUAUCCUUGGAUCAGUCUUGGUAAAGGUGCCACAGAUCGUCAAGCUUAUUGGAGCUCAGAGUGCUGAGGGGCUGAGCUUCAAGGCUGUGCUGCUGGAGCUUUUGGCUAUCACUGGAACAAUGGCCUACAGUAUUGCCAACAAAUUCCCUUUCAGUGCCUGGGGCGAGGCUCUGUUCCUCAUGCUGCAAACGGUCACCAUUGGCUUCCUCAUUCAGUACUACGGUGGAAAAACAGGAAGAGGUGUCCUGUCGGUGGUUCUGUAUUUUGGCCUGCUGGUCCUCCUGCUGUCUCCAGUCACACCCAUGUCCGUGGUUGUCACCUUACAGGCCUCCAACAUGCCUAUUAUUGUCGUUGGCAGGCUCAUCCAGGCUGCUACAAACUUCCAGAAUGGACACACAGGCCAGCUGUCUGCUAUCUCUGUAUUCCUGCUUUUUGCUGGAUCACUUGCUCGUAUCUUCACAUCAUUGCAGGAAACUGGAGACUCCCUGAUGGCUCUGACAUACGUCAUAUCAUCUGUCUGCAAUGGCAUCAUUACUCUACAGGUCCUUUACUAUUGGAACACCUCCCCAGGGGCAAAGAAGAAAAAGGAGUAGACAAAGAACAGAACUGUGCUUUUUUUUUUUUUCUCACCAUAUCCAAGACUGACGCUAACCCAGAGAUGUCGUAACAGUGGAUAUACUGUAAAAUGCAUGUGGAGCCACUGGGAAAUGUGAGCUUUUGAAUGCUGGACCAAUACUUGACUGGGAAACAAACAGGGGAACAUACUGUAACAUACCAAAAAAAAAAAAAAAAAGCUUCAUCAUUGUUUUCUGUAGAUUUAACGCUGGUAUACUUACUUUCUGAUCACGUAGCUGAUGUAGUUGGAUGGGUUGAAGCCUGACAAUAGAGCGUCUGGUCCCAGCUCAUGCAGUUCAGAACACUUGUUACAUUCCUUUGAGCUACUUUUCCUCACAAUAAACAGUGUUCAGACCAGGGUAUUAUACUGUUUAGAAAUGGGUUAUGUAUUUCAAUCUUUAGUCAUUCGAUUACAUUCUAAUUUUUGGUUUUUAAUUGUUUCGAAAUGUUGUACCCUUCAAUGAUUUGGUGAACAUUUUUAAACUUCAUUGUAGCUCCA
Messenger RNA from Sphaeramia orbicularis (orbiculate cardinalfish), 1314 nucleotides. It is a transcript of the gene mpdu1b, whose product is annotated as mannose-P-dolichol utilization defect 1b. The transcript is spliced from 7 exons. Gene Ontology annotation, biological process: oligosaccharide biosynthetic process. The coding region runs from base 29 to 793 and encodes 254 amino acids. The record is from RefSeq and is a predicted model, not a curated record. Lineage: Eukaryota; Metazoa; Chordata; Actinopteri; Kurtiformes; Apogonidae.